Messenger RNA from Galendromus occidentalis (western predatory mite), 2769 nucleotides. RefSeq names its product protein turtle. The coding region runs from base 121 to 2769 and encodes 882 amino acids. Lineage: Eukaryota; Metazoa; Arthropoda; Arachnida; Mesostigmata; Phytoseiidae. The transcript has 10 exons. The record is from RefSeq and is a predicted model, not a curated record. Gene Ontology annotation, biological process: cell-cell adhesion. Gene Ontology annotation, molecular function: protein binding.
UACUGGUGGUAUCGCAUUGCAUGUCCAUGUGAACAGCUAAAAUCAAAAAGCGUGGACGAGUUCAGAUAGAAGUCUACGCGGGAUGUUGAAGGAGAGUUGACCGGCGCGGAGAGACAGACCAUGAACCGGUUAUGGCCUCUGGCCGCCCUUAUGGUCGUGGUCACAUCAGGCGUGUUCAGUGCACCACCGAAAGGAGCCGACGGAAAAUUACAUAAGACGUCGACUAUCGGCGACAAUGUGAUCCUCGAGUGUCCGUUCGAGUAUCCAAACGAUACUCCGGUACCGUAUUUGGUGCAAUGGCACAAGGACGACCACAGGAUACCAAUAUACAUUUGGUACGAAAGCUAUCCACCUCAUGCGUCGGACGAGUACAAGGACAGAGUUUCCCUGUCCGACAAAACUUCAUUGAACCUCACCAGUGUACGGGUCAGCGAUAAAGGCUGGUAUGAGUGCACAGUUUUUUUCAUCAAUCGCGAAGAAGCCAAGAACGGCUCGUGGAUCUACCUCGAUGUUCUGGCCCCGCCUCAUUUCAAAACAAAGCCACCGGAGACGGUGUUCGUCCGCGAGGGCGAAACGAUCGUCCUACAGUGCAAAGCUCAAGGUACUCCCACGCCAACGGUGACGUGGCAGAAGGAACACGUUCCCAUCGAGGCCACGAGAGAGGAUGGAAACGUACAAAUCACAGAGCAUCAAUUGAGAAUCUCGAACAUAAAGGAGAGCGAUACAGGAAGCUAUCAGUGCGUUGCGCGCAACUCUCAGGGCGCCAUGGAAGUCCGGUCCCGAGUGAUGAUCGCCGGCCCGGCAAGAAUCAACACGAAGCCAUCAAACAUCACUGUCACAGAGAACAAUGUUGCCGAGCUCAAGUGCGAAGCGCAAGCGCAGCCGGCGAACUUCACCCACAAAUGGCUUUACAACAACGUCGAGAUCUCCGGACUCACCUGGCUAAAAACGAGGACCAUGGAGCGGCAGGAUGGAGCCCUUUUCAUCACUCAAACCCAUGCCGACGACUCCGGCUUGUACACGUGCGUGGUUUCCAAUGGGAUCGGUGAACCUGAAAGCGCUUCAGCCUACGUAAACAUCGAGUUCCCGGCGAAAGUGAACUUCACGCCGAACUUCCAAUAUAUGCCGUUACACCUGCCCGGCAUGGUCAAGUGUUUCAUAGUGUCGAAUCCGCCUCUACAGUUCGUAACCUGGUUCAAAGAUAAGAAACCAUUCGAGCCGAGCAAUAUGAACGGGGUCAGAGUAUUGGCCAAUGGAACACUUCAUUUCGACAACGUCUCGAAAGAGCAUGAGGGAUCGUAUAUGUGCUCUCCAUUCAACAUACAUGGGACGGGGGGCGCAUCGAAGCUCAUGGAAGUCCUGGUUCGAGAGCCUCCUGUGUUCUCAGUGAAGCCAAAAGAGAUAUACCAACAGCCGAAAAAUGGAGAUAUCACAUUCGUGUGCGAAGGCAAAGGUCAACCCAUGCCCACGAUCAACUGGCGGAGAGCGGACGGGAAACCUUUGCCCAAGCAGCGCUUCUCGAUCAGUCAAGAAAUCGUGAAAACUGUGUCUUCGGGGAACCUGACCCUUAAGAGUAUUCAAAAGGAAGAUCACGGCCAUUACGAAUGUAUACUUCAAAACGAGGUUGCAACCCUAGUCACGUCGAGUCUCCUCCUCGUCGAAAGUACCACUCCCCACGCUCCGACCAACGUCUCAGUGAUUACCGAUAGCUCCUCAGCGACUGUGAGUUGGUUGCCCGGCUUCGACGGAGGACACGAGCAGAGCUACGUCUUGUGGUACAGACUCGAGGUCAAAGCCGAAGACAAGGAACUAGAAUGGCGCACAAUCCGGGUGCAUCCAACCAACGUCACCAGCAUAACGAUCCACAAUCUCCAACCCGAGACCACAUACGAAUUCCAAGUUCAAUCUCGUAAUGAGGUCGGCGACGGUUUCUUCAGCGAACGAGUCCUCGCCAAUACUGCCAAACCAGGGGAAAAUCACGGAGCAACGGAAGACUUUGUAGCCACUCAUGCUCCCACCGCUACACAAACCGAUAACAGAGAAACUUCCGCUGCAGUCCCCGAAGAGGUUUCUGAGCCCACCUGGCACGUAGCUUUCAGCUCGGAGCCCCCCUCUCCCACCCCAGACGUGCCAUUACACGUGAACAUUCUUCCGCCGACGGAGGUCGGCAAAGAGCUCUUGGUCAGCUGGAAGGUUCCUCCUCCUUCGAACCACUCUGCUCCGCUGACUCAUUUCAACGUAGAAUACAAACAGGAUAUCAGCCACGCGUGGACCAAAUCGGCGCACAACGUACACGCCGACCCUAAUCAGAGUCUCAUGCAAUAUCACAUGAAUGAGUAUCCUCGGGAGGCGAAAGUACUUCUGGUCCGAGUGGUUGCUUACUCCAGUCUCGGGACCACAAACGCCUCACCGCUCUUAAACGUCACAGUCCGAAAUGAUACAGGUCAUCUGUCGCAGAAAUAUCGGAGAGACCGGGCCAUAAUUUCGGGAGUGAUGGGCGGAAUCCUGUUCUUCUUCGUCGCAAUCAUUUUGUCGGUGUGCGCGGUGAAAAUCUGCAACAAGAGACGCCGUCGUAAGGCCGAAAAGACCUAUAUGAUGGUGACGUGCGGUUCGCUCUCUUCGCAACAGCAAUCCCAACAGCAGCAACAGCAGCAGAAUUCUUACCAGUCACACCAGCAGCAGAACUCCGUACAACAAUCAUCGAGAGGAGGCAUGAACAGUCUCGAAUGCACUCACGGCUCGCACGGGACGAUUACGAUAAAGAGGUAG